AUGGGGGAUAUGAAGGAGCACCCCCUCCUGACGAGGUUUCCCGAUGACGCCAAAUGGGCACUGUUCGGCGACUCGACAUUGCACGGGCAAUGCUCAGUGCGCAACAUUCCCAACGACGAAGCCAGCCGGAGUGACAUGAUACGUCUUCUACAGAAAUACCAGCAGAAGCACGUCACCGAAGUUAGGAAAAUUCCCUGGUGCCGCAGUCCUGAAUUUGCCACUGGCAGUGAAAAACGUGAGCACUUGGCAAUGUAUUCUACCUACCUAAUAGUACGGGUCAAAGACAAGAGUUGCUCGGACGGGACGGUUUUUAGGAAGGACUUCAGCCUUCUCGACAAGGAGGGAUCAAUCUAUGUUGUUGCCUUCAAGGAGAUACCGACUUGCACCUGUUCAUCACAAUCCAAGAAUCAUAUACCGGCUGUCACCAUGGCCAGACCUCUCGUCACAGGUGCCACUACUACCGCGACUAUCGCCUCAGCACCACCUGCACCGACAACGAAUCUUGUCCAUAAAUCCAUCGAGCGCAAGGAUAAAGACGAUCAUGACAUGAAAAGCUCGAACCCAUCCAAAGAAAAGGACGGUCGAGACACUCAAGUCGAGAACAAUCCCACGUUGAACGAAGGCACUUCCCAAUUUGUACAACCGCCAGCAACUUUCUACUCCUUGUCAUCCAAGUUUCCAACUUCUUCUCGAUCUGCUCUCAGCCAGCAAGAGCUCCUGCCUUCUGCCAGUCCCCAACAACUCUCUCAAGCGUCUAAAGACGGAAACCCUCAAGCCAAGGACUCUAUUUCCAUUCCUGCUGUACAUCCACAGAGGAGCAUGUCUGUUCCGCUCACGAGUAAUCCCUCGCCUAUGCAGAUGGAGCUGAAGCAGCAUAAGGCACAAGAGCGAGCAGAAAAGUCACUACGGGGUGUUUCCCAAGACUUUAGUUCGGCUUUGGUCAAGUCCUUGUCUUCUGUUCCUUCAGUUUACCAUCCAAACUCGAACGCCUCCGCUCCUCGAGCCCCCACUCCUGAACAAGCCGGUCUGACACCGGUCCUCCCAGCUGAUGGCGUUGAUGCUCACAAUUCUGCUGCUACCACUGCAGCCGUCACUGCCCAGACCGCUCCUCCUGUUUCUCCUGACGACAUCUCAGGUGAUCUCGGUUGUUCUUCGCCAGUUAGUAACAAAGAUGCCGAUGUUCUCAAAAGGCAAGCAGCCAGGUUGGUGCGGAAGUGCCGUCAUCUCGAAAGGAAAUCGGCUCGCAUUGAGAAGCACUUGAAACGCGGAAUGGAUAAGAUUGACAGGGAGUACAAGCUAGAGCUCAUGAUGCUUAAGGAGAAGCGCAAGAUCAAGUACAUGAAAAUUGAAAAGAAAUGGGAGCAUGAUAUGAAGGGACUCAAGCAUCAGAGAGAGAAGUUCGAAGAGAAGUUGAAGGAUUUGGACUGA
Molecule: messenger RNA, 1428 nt
Organism: Neurospora tetrasperma FGSC 2508
Lineage: Eukaryota; Fungi; Ascomycota; Sordariomycetes; Sordariales; Sordariaceae
Exons: 2
Coding region: 1-1428 (475 amino acids)
Source: RefSeq, a predicted model, not a curated record